GUGCGCGUGCCACCUCGCCACGAGACACUGUUUUCCGGUUCCGCGAAUCCACCCCGCCUACUCCACGGCGGCCCCGCCUCCACUACGUGACGCACGGAUGGCCUUCUCUUCCUCUUACUGGCGUAGUUCCGCGUUUCCGCGCUCUCAGCUCCCGGGUGCCGUAACCUGCCUAAGUCACGUGUCGGGGGGAAGCGGGAAGGCGUCGUUCUCCUUUUUGAGCCCCCCCCAUCCGCCAUGUUUUCAGGCCGGGUUUGUCUUGGUCGUCCCCCUUAAGGAAAUGGCCGGGGAGCUCCAGGAAACCCAGGCGCCGUCGCUUCGGCGGAGCCCGGGCUGACGAGGCAGGGCGGCAGGGUAAAUCGAGCAGUUCUGCGCGAGGUAGGGAGGCCAUGGCGUCCGGCAGUAACUGGCUGUCCGGGGUGAAUGUCGUGCUGGUGAUGGCCUACGGCAGCCUGGUGUUUGUACUGCUAUUUAUUUUUGUGAAGAGGCAAAUCAUGCGCUUUGCAAUGAAAUCUAGAAGGGGACCUCAUGUCCCUGUGGGACACAAUGCCCCCAAGGACUUGAAAGAGGAGAUUGAUAUUCGACUAUCCAGGGUUCAGGAUAUCAAGUAUGAACCACAGCUCCUUGCAAAUGAUGAUGCUAGACUGCUACAGCUGGAAACCCAGGGAAAUCAAAAUUGCUACAACUAUCUGUACAGGAUGAAAGCUCUGGAUGCCAUUCGUGCCUCUGAGAUCCCAUUUCAGGCUGAGGGCCGGCAUCCUCGUUCCUUAAUGGGCAAGAAUUUCCGCUCCUAUCUACUAGAUCUUCGAAACACUAGUACUCCUUUCAAGGGUGUGCGCAAGGCCCUCAUUGAUACCCUGCUGGAUGGUUAUGAGACUGCCCGCUAUGGGACAGGGGUCUUUGGCCAGAAUGAAUACCUGCGUUAUCAGGAGGCCCUGAGUGAGCUGGCCACCGUGGUCAAAGCACGAAUUGGGAGCUCUCAGCGACAACACCAGUCAGCAGCCAAAGACCUCACUCAGUCCCCUGAAGUCUCCCCAACAACCAUCCAGGUGACAUACCUCCCCUCCAGUCAGAAGAGUAAACGUGCCAAGCACUUCCUCGAAUUGAAGAGCUUUAAGGACAACUAUAACACAUUGGAGAGUACUCUGUGAUGGAGCUGAAGGACUCUCACUGUAGAUUGAGCCAGACAGUUGUAGACAGGCUGCUGGCUGGGCAGCCCCCAGAACAUCUGGCUUAGCAGGCCCGGACUACAUCAGCUGAAGCUCCCAUUGUGUCCAGAGUUCCUAGAGCUUGUGCCUAGAGAGUCAUUCCCAACGCUUUCUGACAGGCAUUUUUAGAACACUGGCUAAGAUUUUAUUUUCCACCAACAGCACUUUUUUUUGGAUUUGAAUUCAGAUGUUACUCUCAACUUUUCUGUCAAAGCCUCCUUAAACAUCUUCACUUGGUUUCAGCCAUAGUUUGAUGUGCCCUGUUCCAGGGUUUUAAUCCCGUAGGUGAGAGUUGGAGUGGGGUGUUUUCUGUAUCUACCCCUUUGUUCAUGGUUAAAUAGAAACUAUUUGGGUAUAGAACAUCUCAGAGUUGAUUGGUGGAAAAGGCAGAUAGAGACUGGUGGGGGGAUGGGGUGAGGAAGUGGGUGGUAUGUGGAACAGCUUACCCUGGUGCUCCACUUAAAUGAAAAUGUGUUGAAACAUUAACACAGCUUUCCUAACAUGCAAGGACCUAUCCUUCCACUUUCAUUCCAUACUUUAUUGUGAAUAAAAGGGAAUGUUCUGGCACCUGGUGUAAUCUAUGCCAGGCCUUGAGAUAAUGGGAAGAAAUGGUUUCCCCAAACAAGCCAAUGCAGUGGUCUGACUCAUAAAUUAUUAAUAAAAUGAACUAUUAAAAAAUAAAGUAUAUGA
Messenger RNA from Propithecus coquereli (Coquerel's sifaka), 1895 nucleotides. RefSeq names its product chromosome unknown open reading frame, human C1orf43 (gene LTAP1). The coding region runs from base 387 to 1148 and encodes 253 amino acids. The record is from RefSeq and is a predicted model, not a curated record. The transcript is spliced from 7 exons. Gene Ontology annotation, biological process: phagocytosis. Lineage: Eukaryota; Metazoa; Chordata; Mammalia; Primates; Indriidae.